AUGGCGUCUUCAGCUCUCUCCAGGAUUGCUAAUCUCCGAAGACACUUCAAUCCUUCAAAUCCCACCUCAAAGGGUGAAGGACUGAUGAAGAUGUCCCCAGAAGUUUCGGAAGCUUUAACGCGUGGGAAACCAGUGGUUGCUCUAGAAUCCACCAUAAUUUCUCAUGGGAUGCCAUAUCCUCUAAAUGUGGGGACAGCAAAAGACGUGGAAGCAAUAGUCAGAGAAAACGGAGCUGUGCCAGCCACCAUCGCUAUUUUGGACGGUGUACCAUGCAUAGGCUUGAGUAUGGAAGAAAUAGAGAGGCUGGCUAAAAUGGGAAGUAAAGCUCGGAAGACAGCUCGCAGGGACAUUGCACAUGUUGUAGCUACUAGAGGAAAUGGUGCAACGACUGUUUCUGCAACAAUGGUUUUUGCUUCUAUGGUUGGGAUUCCAAUAUUUGUUACUGGGGGUAUUGGUGGAGUGCAUAGAUAUGGAGAGAGUACAAUGGAUAUAUCUUCUGAUCUUACGGAGUUAGGAAGGACUCCAAUUGCUGUAAUUUCUGCAGGUGUAAAAUCAAUAUUAGAUAUCCCAAGAACCCUCGAAUAUUUGGAAACUCAAGGGGUUUGCGUUGCAGCAUAUAAGACAGAUGAGUUCCCUGCAUUUUUCACAGAAACAAGUGGCUACAAGGCACCAUGUCAAGUUGAUUCGCCUGAAGAUUGUGCUCGACUAAUAGAUUCAAACAUGAAUCUUGGCAUCAACAGUGGGAUUUUGGUAGCUGUCCCUAUUCCAAAAGAAUACUCUGCUUCAGGAAAUCUUAUCGAGUCUGCAAUACAAAAAGCUCUCAAGGAAGCUCGGGAGCAGAACAUAACCGGCAGUGCAGAAACUCCAUUCUUGCUUGGUAGAGUGAAUGAACUAACUGGAGGAGCCUCUCUUGCUUCAAACAUUGCUGUUGUGAAAAAUAAUGCACACGUUGGUCCUGAGAUUACUGUCUCCCAUGCUCGGCUCCAUAAAAAUAGUUGA
Fraxinus pennsylvanica is the source of this 999-nucleotide messenger RNA. The record is from the annotation of a GenBank genome assembly. NCBI's taxonomy places the organism in Eukaryota, Viridiplantae, Streptophyta, Magnoliopsida, Lamiales, Oleaceae.